AUGGCAACUGAAUCAUCAGAAAUGGACACAGACACAACUGUUGCAUCAACAACAGAUGCAUCGAGUGGACAACGUAAACGAUUCGAAGUUAAAAAAUGGAAUGCAGUGACAUUGUGGGCAUGGGAUAUUGUAGUUGAUAACUGUGCCAUAUGUCGAAAUCACAUUAUGGACCUCUGCAUCGAAUGUCAAGCAAAUCAGGCAGCAGCAACAACUGAAGAAUGUACUGUAGCUUGGGGUGUUUGCAAUCACGCUUUUCAUUUCCACUGCAUAUCACGAUGGUUAAAAACACGUCAAGUAUGUCCAUUAGAUAAUCGCGAAUGGGAAUUUCAAAAAUAUGGCCGUUAA
This is a messenger RNA of Rotaria socialis, 345 nucleotides long. The record is from the annotation of a GenBank genome assembly. NCBI's taxonomy places the organism in Eukaryota, Metazoa, Rotifera, Eurotatoria, Philodinida, Philodinidae.